AUGAAUACGUUAUCUAUUUGUUUAUGUUCGCUUUUUCAGUUUAUUACUUUCACCAGCACACUCGGUCCACCAAAAUUGGAUCCAGAAAACAGUAGUGAAAUAUGGUUUCAAGUGAACCCUAUCGGUGUUGCACGUGGUAAAUUUAUUCUUCCGUGCUAUGCUACUGGUAGUCCAGAAACAUAUGAGUGGUUUAAGGAUGGGAAAAGAUUGAAAGUUGAUGGUGAUCGAAUUGUAUGGGAGAAACAAUUCCAAAGUGGUACUAUAAUAAUUAAUGAUGCUCGAGAAAAUGAUCAAGGUUAUUAUCAGUGCCACGCUUCCAAUAUUUUUGGCACUGCUGUUUCCAACAAACUUCAUGUGCGAAUUGGAGAGCUUGAUCAUUUUACGCCGCGAGGUGUGCGUCGACUGAUAGUAGACGAAGGACGAAGUUUGAGCAUUCGAUGUGAUAUUCCUUAUGGAGUGCCAAAACCAUCUAUUUUCUGGCUCUAUCGCGAUGCACAACGAACAAAUAUUAUUGGAACUAUUCAACAUAAACAUAUCACUGUCGAUACCGAAGGUACCCUUCAUUUUACGGCAGUUGAAAAACAAGACGGUCAACCAAAUUUAAUUUAUCAAUGCGCAGCAACCUCUCCUAUAUUGCGUGGAGAAUAUCGUGCAGGCAACGAAUUCCAACUUAUUGUCAAUCCUGCUACAAGCGCAAAAAGUCAUUUUAUAGAAAGCAGUGGAAUGGCUAUACAUAAACUAUGGUUUAGUCCAGAAGAAGUAUCUGUCAAAGUAGGCACCAAACUCAAAUUAAUGUGCAUUUUCGGUGGAAGGCCUUUACCAAAUAUAACAUGGAGUAAAUUAAAUGGCGAAUUGCCGCUUACUCGGUUAAAAGAUUUUAAAUCACAAGAAGCUGAUUACGGUAAAGCUCUGAUCAUCGAAAAUGUUCGUUCGGAAGAUGCUGGAAUAUAUGAAUGUCGAUCACAACAUUUAUUCCAUCAAAUGCAUGUCACUACAACUGUAGCUCCAAUUUGGAUUGAUAAACCACCACAGGAUAUUGACGAACCAGAAGGAAGUGCUGCUGAAAUUCAUUGCGUAACAUCGGGCAUUCCAACUCCGAUCGUCCAAUGGUUCAUCAACGGUGUACCAUUACAUGAGUUGGCAGAAAAUGAUCGACGUAUGAUUUUAAAUAAUGGUCAGAUACUACGGAUUGUAAAUCUGGAUCAUGAUGUUGAUACAGCUGUAUAUCAAUGCAAUGCGUCGAAUCCGUUUGGUUAUGUCUUUGGAAAUGCUUUUGUGGAUGUGCGCGCUUAUGCGCCGUAUUUCAAAAUGCCAAGUCGUCGUAUCUGGAAUGUGGUACGUAAAUCAACUGUAGAGAUGUCAUGCGAGGUUGAUGCAGCACCAGAAGCAGUGGUGAAAUGGGUGGACGCUAAUGACCAUUCCAUUGCUGCUGUUGUCGGAAAAAUCUAUAUUUUUCCUAAUCACACAUUACGCAUAUCGCAAGUAAAUUCGGCUGACGAAGGUCUUUAUUAUUGCAAUGUGUCGAACAAGUACGGUAUCAAUCGAGCUGUCAAUCGCCUACAAGUCUUCAGUCCAACACAUUUUAUUCGUGUACCAACUCCAAAGAAAACAAUUCUGGAAGCCCACGAAUCACUGGAAUACGUAUGUGAAGCAGUUUGUGAUCCUCGACUUACAAUUGAAUACUCCUGGACUCAUAAUGGAAUACCAAUUAACGAUUCUGCUCAUUUUAAACUGUUAAACAAUUCUCUGUUAAUUGUUGAUGCCCGCGGUUUUCAUUCAGGAGCCAUUGAUUGUAUUGCUCUUACCGAUGUUGAUGUCAAAAUUUCAGGAAUUGAAUUGACUGUACUUGAUGUACCUGGUGCGCCAUUAGUAACAGAAAUAAAUUGCGACGAACGAAGAGCAUUGCUAAGAUGGCGUCGACCAGAUGAUCAUGGUGACCGGAUCAAACAGUUUCUGGUUCAAAUGCAUACUGAAUUUGAAGAAGGAUUGUGGCAAACUGUUGUGGAAGAAAAAAAUACUGAUGCUGAUUUUUACCAGGCGGAUAUUGUACUUUCACCGUGGGUGAAUUAUACCUUUCGAGUAAUAGCUCAAAAUUCGCACGGUGAAAGUGAGCCAGGCUUCAGAAGGGGGAAAAUGUGUUCCACGAGAGCUUACUAUCCAUAUAAAAAUCCAAAAGAUGUCCGAGCGGAAGGGAGUGAACCACAUAAUAUGAUUAUCGAAUGGAAGCCUAUGGAUAAAUAUGAUUGGAAUGGCCCAGGAUUACAGUACAUUGUCCGUUAUAAGCUUAACGAACCAGGUGAAACUUGGACAGAAAUACGAAUUGAAGAUCCUUUAGCUAAUCAUACAAUUGUCCGGGAGCAACCAACAUUCCGAGAAUAUUUGAUUCAAGUUGAAUCGUUGAAUAGUUUUGGUCGUGCGAUUGUGAAACCAAUAAGUGUCAAAGGAUAUUCGGGAGAAGAUAUGCCACUGUUGUCACCGGUUGAGUUCAGCGUUUCUGAAUUUAUAAAUUGUACUGCUGUUCUUCUUAUAUGGAAACAUGUGGAUCGAGAGUCUGUACGUGGUCAUUUCAAGGGUUAUCUGAUCGACUAUUGGGAAAAUGACAAGCCAUUUGCUAUAGUAAAUGUUGGGAUUGAAAAACAUAAGAACGAAACGAUUCUUUAUGGUUUAAAGCCGAUAACGAACUAUACGGCACGUAUUAGAACAGCGAACAGUCGAUACCUUAGUCAUCUGCCAACAACAAUCAAAUUUACAACUCCUGAAGGAAUACCAUCAAAAGUACAUAAUAUGAGGGUACGAGCGGUUGGAGCAAGAAGUUUAUACGUUACGUGGGAACCACCACGACAACCAAAUGGAUACAUCCGCGGCUAUUUCAUUACUUUUGAAAAUUCCUCAACAGGCGUAAAAGAUGAAACAUUUGUACUAAAUCGACAACUUUAUUAUUUAAAUGAGGAAGGUGAGCCAGAUACUGGAUAUAAGGUUUCUGUUUGGGCAGAAACGAAGGGUGGUGAAGGACCAAAAGUUAUGCGACCAGUACGAACUUGGCCACUUCGAGAACCGGAUAUACCAAAUUUCACUGUCGAAGCAAUUUCGCCUACUAUGGCGCGAGUGCAGUGGUUACCUUCGAAUGGUUCCGAAUGGGCUAUGCCAGGAUCUACUUUUCUCGUUAAUUAUUCCAUUGCCAAUAGUAAUGAUUGGAUAGAAAGUGAACAAAUAAGCUUACCUCGAACUGAAGUCCUGUUAAGUGGUCUGGAAGAAGGAACACGGUAUAAAAUGAUUGGUAUCGCUAAGGAAGGUCAAAGGCAAAGAACAUCUGAAGUAAUCAUAAUACAAAGUUUAAGUCGAGCUACGAUCACGCACAUCUCUCAUGAAAGUUUGCAAAGUGCAGCUUGGUUCGUCGCAGUAUUAAGUGCAAUAAUGCUAGCAUUAUUUAUCGCAGCAGUAAUGUGUUGCUGUGAACGACAACGAAGCAAUAAAUAUUCCACUAAACAGAAGGAGCUGCAACGAGGUGAUCAUAUCAAUGUUGAAGAGGAUCA
Messenger RNA from Acanthocheilonema viteae, 3533 nucleotides. The record is from the annotation of a GenBank genome assembly. Lineage: Eukaryota; Metazoa; Nematoda; Chromadorea; Rhabditida; Onchocercidae.